UCUCGCCCUUCGCGUCUUAAUACUCCGAUUGACCAUAGCCCACGGGAUUUUCUUGAUAAUUCAAUUAAUUUCAUUAAGCGGAUCACUCUUAUUUUUUUCAUCGCUUACCCCGUUUCCGGCAUUGUCGCUACUUUUUGGAACACGCGUCCGCGGAGAUUUCACUUACGUAUAAUUAAAUUACUGUUAUUACUUAAUCAAAUAAAUAACUCGCUGCUCAGUCGAGUUUAAGGCGUAACUUUUCUGUCGCCGCUAUUCGUACAAGAAUCGAUGCUCCGCGACUGAACUCCCACGAAUUCGGAAUAUGAGAUGGCCAGAAUUGUAGCAAAUGCAAUUAUAUAUUUAUGCUUACUCUGUAGUAUUAUUAAUGCCAAUGAAAACGAUGAUAAUGACAUCCAAGAUGUAGCGCCUAAGACAGUGUACAAAACUCCAGAGGUAUCAGAGUUUGCGUAUUUAGUAGAGACCUUUGACGACGAAGAAAAAUUCAAAGAUACAUGGAUUUUAUCGGAGGCCAAGAAAGAUUCUAUAGAUGAGGAUAUAGCUAAAUACGAUGGAAUCUGGUCUGUAGAGGAAACAAAAAAGCAUGCACAAGAUGGUGAUCUAGGAUUAGUGCUGAAGAGCAAAGCUAGACAUGCUGCUGUGUCUGCCUUAUUAGCCAAACCAUUUUACUUCAGAGAUAAUCCAUUAAUUGUACAGUAUGAAGUAAAUUUUCAAGAAGGUCAAGAAUGUGGAGGAGCAUAUUUAAAGCUGCUUACCUUGGAUCCAGAACAUGGAGAUCUAAAGAAGUUCCAUGACAAAACUCCAUACACUAUAAUGUUUGGACCCGAUAAGUGUGGAAAUAAUCAUCAGCUGCAUUUUAUAUUUCGGCAUAAAAAUCCUCUGAAUGGUUCUAUAGAGGAGAAACAUUGUAAAAAACCAAGAGAACGUUUAGAAGACUAUUUCAAAGAUAAACAGCCUCACCUCUAUACUUUAAUCAUUCGUCCGGACAAUAGUUUUGAGAUAAAAGUGGACAAUAAAGUUGUGAACUCUGGAUCGUUACUGGACGACUUUACUCCGCCCGUUAAUCCACCUUUAGAGAUAGAGGACCCGUCUGACGUUCAACCUGAAGACUGGGAUGAUAGAGAAAAGAUUCCCGAUUUGUCGGCUGUAAAACCAGACGACUGGGACGAAGACGCACCGGCGCAAAUCGUCGACGAGGAUGACAUUAUGCCCGAGGGAUGGCUCGAAGACGAGCCACCUAUGAUACCUAACCCAGACUCGAUCAAACCCGAGGAUUGGGAGGUUGAAAUGGAUGGAGAAUGGGAACCACCUGAUAUACCAAAUCCAAAAUGCGCGGACGUGCCAGGAUGUGGGCCGUACAAACAGAAAAUGAAAAAGAAUCCAAGAUACAAGGGUAAAUGGUCACCGCCCUUGAUCAACAACCCCAAUUACGAAGGAAAAUGGAAGCCUAAGCUCAUACAUAAUCCUAACUAUUUCAACGACGAGCAUCCAUUCCGAAUGAUGCCUAUUUUUGCUGUUGGCUUUGAACUUUGGUCUAUGUCCACGGAUAUAUUCUUUGACAAUAUUCUUAUUACCGACGAUGAAGAGAUAGCAAAAAAAUGGGCCAACGAUACGUUCGAAGUACGUCGUGUUAGAAUUGCGGAAGAAAGCGUAACUUUAUGGGGUCGUAUAUUGAAAGCUACGAAUUAUAAACCAGGCUGGUGGGCGCUGUAUUUCUUGUACUGCGCAAUACCGAUUGUAAUAUAUAUUUGGUACCUACAGAAACGAUUUCGUGAGUGGAGCAUAUGGCGUCAGAUUGGCACAUUUACUGCGGAACAUCCUUGGAUGUGGGCUGUAUAUAUAAUAGCUGCCGGUUUCCCCAUACUGCUAGUAAUAUAUUGUUGCUGCUUUGCUUCUCAGGAAAAAUACGAUUUGAAGGAUGAAGAUAAGCAGCCUUUAGAAGUAAACGAAGAGACAACGUCUCAACAGGAAGAAAAUGAAAACGAGAAUCAAUCAAUUAAUACAGUGAAUGAAACUGAGGCAGUAGACGAAACUGAAGAGUUAAUAGAAAGUGAAGAUAAUGACAAGCCGGCGAUAGGUGGUGAUGGACCACGACGAAGAAAACCAAAUAAAGAAUAGAGUUUAUUGAAAUUUAAACGAAAUGAAUUCGUAUUACUAAGAUAUUUAUGUAAAACUUUCACAUUCCACGUAACACUUGUCAUUGUGUACGUUAGGGUUUUCAGUGUCCAAUACAUGCAAUAUGAUCACUAGGAACCAGUUCUUUACCUAAAACUUAUAUAUAUACUCGGUUCGAACAUUAAAGUUUCAUUAUAUCAUAUUUUGAGACGAAUGAUUUUCACAUUACGCAUGUUUCACGUAUGAAUGAUAAUACUUAAAAACAACAAUUUGUAACGAAUGAUGUUCGAUGUACUAUUUAUGCCUUAAUAAUAUGUAAUGUAGCAGCGUAACUUUUGUUAUUGUAUAUUGAAAGUGAAUAAUAGAACGAAUUUAUUCACGAUUUAUGUAUAAGAUUAAAAAGAAUCAUUCGUUUAGAUGUUCGUGGAUUGUGUUUGCGUGGUAUUUUAACACAGAUUAUGUAUGAAAAUUAUAAUAAUUAAUUUUUGUUUACACAGGACGUUUAUAUUAUUCAAUGUAACGAUCUUUCUUAAAUAAUUCAUUCCUUUGCCAUUACGUUAAUAAAGUGUACAAUGUGAAUGAAA
Molecule: messenger RNA, 2696 nt
Organism: Colletes gigas
Lineage: Eukaryota; Metazoa; Arthropoda; Insecta; Hymenoptera; Colletidae
Product: calnexin-like
Exons: 10
Coding region: 307-2115 (602 amino acids)
Biological process (GO): protein folding
Cellular component (GO): endoplasmic reticulum; endoplasmic reticulum membrane
Molecular function (GO): calcium ion binding
Source: RefSeq, a predicted model, not a curated record